Molecule: messenger RNA, 1650 nt
Organism: Schistocerca americana (American grasshopper)
Lineage: Eukaryota; Metazoa; Arthropoda; Insecta; Orthoptera; Acrididae
Exons: 7
Coding region: 168-1298 (376 amino acids)
Molecular function (GO): hydrolase activity, hydrolyzing N-glycosyl compounds
Source: RefSeq, a predicted model, not a curated record
GCGCGCGUGCUGAUCCUUAUCGGGGCCACUGAGGCGCCUGUAUUCCAGACGCACCGUCUCGUCCGUGCCGCCACACCAACAUCGGAUCUCGCUGAAACACCUGUUGUCUUCACUGUUGUUGGCUACAUGCGGGUGCUAGCAGGCGUUAGCUGCGCUCCCAGCGCAAAAUGUUUCUUCCUCUCCGGUGGUCCCUGUGGCUGCUUCUGCUGGGCGCCGCGCUGCUGCUGGCGGCGCUGGUGUCGGUGCUGCUGCUCUACCCGCCGUCCCAACAGCGACCCGACAACGCCGCUGACAGGCGGCAGCUGCAGCGCGGGGAGGCGGUGCGCCUGCUGGUCGACACCGACGCGGGCGUCGACGACGCGGCGGCGCUGCUGCUGGCGCUGGCCACCCCGGGCGUGUCGCUGGAGGCGGUCACCUGCGUCCACGGCAACGCCGCCGUCCGGCAGGUCUGCCGCAACGUGCUCACCACGCUGCGCGCCGCCCACAGGCUCGACGUGGCUGUUUACGCGGGGGCGGAGCGACCCCUGGGAUUGCCGCCGCCGCCUACCGCCCCCUACUUCGGCGCGGACGGCUUCGGCGACCUGCAGCUAGACGAAGAUGCCUCGCCGGACCCCGACCGCUACGUGCGCGACCUCAACGCUUCCGACGCGCUCGUCCAGAUGGCUGCCAAGGAGCCUGGGAAGCUGUCGCUGCUGUGCCUGGGCCCGCUGACUAACAUAGCUCUGGCCGUGCAGGAGGACCCAGACUUCUUGUACAAUCUCAAGCACAUCGUCGUGCUCGGGGCCAGUGUGGAAGGGAUUGGAAAUGUGAAGCCAGGAGUUGAGUUUAAUUUUUACAUGGACCCCGAGGCUGCGAGUUUCAUUUUCGACACUUACAACACGUCCAGCGCAGAAAAGAAACCGAUAACGUUAGUCCCCUGGGAGACAAUUUUUUCCAGAAAUCACAUAACGAUGGGCUGGCGUAAGAGUGUGCUGGGCGCGGUGGGCGGUGAGCGCGUGUCGCUGCUGAACAGGGCGGAGCGCGCGCAGCUGGCGGCGGCGGCGUCGGACGAGGAGCCUUGGCUGAGCGGCGACCCCGUGGCGGCGGCCGUGCUGCUGCGGCCGGCGCUCGUCACCGCCAGCGGCCGCUACCGCCUCGCCGUCGAGGUGUCGGGCGCGCUCGCCAGGGGCGCUGCCUUCGUGGACUACAGCCGGGAGCUCAGCCCCAGGAACGCGCGCAUCGUGCAGCGCUUCGACGUCGACCUCUACAAGCGCUUGCUCCUGCAGACACUCUCACCUCGGCCUGAAACUCUCACGUAGCGGCCGCGGCUGUCGAUCUUUUUUCAUAAACGACAAGUUACAUACGAGGACAACAAACAGUGAAGGCACUUGCAACACGGUCGGCGUUUCAAACUGGUUGAUUGCUGGUGAAGUUAUGAGCUGUAAUGCUGCAUUUCAUUGCGUAUUAAGAAAGUAAAGGCUCAACAACCUGGAAUACUACUACCUUAAAACAGUAAACAGAGUAGAUGUGACUGCAUAUGGCAACAGGUGGAUUUAACACGUUGAUUAUUUAUUACAAAAAUCUAUUUUAAAGGCAUUACAGGUUUAUUGUAUUUAUAGAUACAUCUGUGUGUUUCACAAGAAACUAAUAUUUAAUAAAGAGAAAAGCCGA